Fraxinus pennsylvanica is the source of this 1107-nucleotide messenger RNA. The record is from the annotation of a GenBank genome assembly. NCBI's taxonomy places the organism in Eukaryota, Viridiplantae, Streptophyta, Magnoliopsida, Lamiales, Oleaceae.
AUGGCUUGUGCAACAGCAGCGGUAUCUUUGCAAUUCUCAUCUUCACUUAUCAAUAAUGAAGCCAAACUAUCUUCUUCCUAUGCUCCUCUCAUGGGAACCCCACUUACCUCACACCACUCCUCUUCUCUCUCCAAAUUAGAUAAAGGAUCAAACUUUACAAGGCAGCUUGUCAUUUAUGCGAAAAGGGUAUCAGGUUUGGAGGAGGCCAUCAGAAUCAGAAGGGAACGUGAGCUUCGAACUUCAACAGCAUCUAGAAGAAGGCCUCCCUUGAGACGUGGAAAGGUAUCACAGCAGCUUCCUGUGCCUGAUCAUAUACAACAACCUCCUUAUGUAAGCUCAAAGUUAUUGCCCGAAAUCUCAAGUGAACAUCAAAUUCAUGAUUCUGAAGGAAUCGCUCGCAUGAGGGCUGCUUGCGAGCUUGCUGCUCGGGUGGUAGACUAUGCUGGAACACUUGUUAGGCCAUCAAUAACGACGAAUGAAAUCGAUAUAGCUGUGCACCAAAUGAUCGUAGAUGCUGGUGCUUAUCCGUCGCCUCUAGGCUAUGGGGGUUUUCCAAAAAGUGUUUGCACAUCAGUUAAUGAGUGUAUGUGCCAUGGGAUACCGGAUUCUCGCCAACUACAGGAUGGCGAUAUAAUAAACAUUGAUGUGACAGUUUACUUAAAUGGUUAUCAUGGAGACACAUCUAAGACUUUUCUUUGCGGCAAUGUGAAUGAUGCAAUGAAACGUCUUGUAAAGGUGACAGAAGAAUGCUUGUAUAAAGGCAUUUCUGUUUGUAAAGAUGGAACUCUUUUUAGGAAAAUUGGGAAGAGGAUCAGUGAACAUGCUGAAAAAUUUGGUUACGGCGUGGUGGAUCGUUUUGUUGGUCAUGGCAUUGGGACUGUAUUUCAUUCUGAACCUCUUAUAUUUCACCACCGAAAUGACAAGGCUGGUCAUAUGGUUGAAGGGCAAACAUUUACCAUUGAACCAAUUCUUACCUUGGGAAGCACGGAAUGCAUUACAUGGGAGGACAAUUGGACAACUUUAACAGCCGAUGGCAGCCCAGCUGCACAGUUCGAGCAUACAAUUUUAAUCACAAAAACUGGGGCUGAAAUUUUAACGACAUAUUGA